This is a messenger RNA of Kwoniella mangroviensis CBS 8507, 2493 nucleotides long. RefSeq lists its product as uncharacterized. The transcript is spliced from 3 exons. Gene Ontology annotation, biological process: protein dephosphorylation. Bases 1 to 2493 code for a protein of 830 amino acids. Gene Ontology annotation, molecular function: protein tyrosine phosphatase activity. The record is from RefSeq and is a predicted model, not a curated record. Lineage: Eukaryota; Fungi; Basidiomycota; Tremellomycetes; Tremellales; Cryptococcaceae.
AUGGACCAAUUUCGGAACAGUGUACUAGACGGGAAAGUCGUAUUAAUGGGAAGAGAUAUCAACCGCCUCAUAUCGAAUAUCAACAUACCCUUGGAUAUACCGUCUGCUUGGGAGGAUGAUUUCAGUAUAACCGUGUUUCAAAAGAAUGAGCUCUCCAACCUCUCCAUGGAAGCUAGACGAAGCAUCAGCGGAAUCACACCUCACUGCAAUCGCGUCUAUCCAGCAGGCAUCAUCAAGGAUGGCAUUGUCUACUACCUCCUGAUCAUAUGGGUUGAAGAAGAAAAGGAAGAAGUACAAUUGGAUGUACGCGAUAUCAUACAAAAUACUUUCCCUAAAGAACCAUCAACCGAAUUUCUAGAUCAUCUCAUAUACACCCUACAGCUCUUAGAUGAUCAUUCGGCCACUCAAUCGUACAGUGAGCAGCUUGUGCUGAUUGAGCAUGAGUCGGACAAACCAUCAUCGAAGGGAUCAAUCAGACUUGGGGAUACGGCUUUACGGAAUGAGAGAUACAAAUUAGCGAUGUUCAGUUAUGCGCAGGGAUACGAGCAUGCAAGUCAGAACGAUGAAGAGAAGAUUAUAAGAUAUUGCCUGAAAGGAGUCGAGAGGUGUUCGGCAUACACGGAAUGGGGCGUUAUCCUACUGGAAGAUGAAAUUCAUCAAAUACCCAUAGAAUUAUCUUGUCUACUCUUGAGACCGUGGUCAACAACAUUGCAAUCGGCUGUUAAAGAAUUGAACCUGAUACCCUCUUUAUGCCUCGAACCUCGUCAGCGUUCUUACUCCCCAUCUCUACCAUCUUCUCAAGAAAGAUUUUAUAGACUACCAAGGUACUUCAGAUGGAUCGUCCCUUUCUGUCUUUCGGUCAUGUCGACUCCUCGAAAUGAAAUGGACAUUUCGGCUUUAGCUUCAAUAGGAAUCAAGACGAUCAUCACAUUGACCGAAGAAACUCCUCUCCCGGCACACUGGUUCCAAGCCAAGCCCAUCAAGAACGUAUUCACCCCUAUCCCAAACUACUAUCCACCAUCGAUUGAGCAAAUGGAUAUUAUCAUCCAGCUGCUCAACGACGAAACCAACUUACCCCUCUUGGUACACUGUGGAGGCGGUAAAGGACGAGCAGGAACAGUCAUAGCCUGUUACCUAGCUACAUACGGCUUUCAUCCUCCUGCUGGCGAUCGCGAUCAUCCCUCGAUGUCAGCUAAUGAAGCCAUUGCAGCCCUUCGAAAGAUACGUCCAGGUAGUCUAGAGACUUCCCAACAGGAGGCAUUCGUAGCUAGGUGGUGUUCUACCAUAUGGAAGAGGCAAAGCAUCUUUCCCGAAAGACCAUUUGAACCACCGCCUUGUAAAUUGAUCAUCGAAGGAACGAUAGAGGAAGAUUCGAAUUUAUUCGUGUUGUUAGGGUUACCAGGUUCCGGCAAAUCAUGGUUCUCCAACGCACUGAUAGCAAGAGACCAAACCGGCUGGAAGAGGAUCAAUCAGGAUGAUGAUGGAAGUAGGACUAUAUGUGAGACAGAAAUCAGUCGUACCCCUUUAGCGACUAAUGAGAAAGUAUUAUUAGAUCGAUGUAACACGUCUUCUGAAGAUCGUAAAAAGUGGUUGAGACUAGCUUCUAAUUGGGCAAUCAAUCCGGUGUGUAUCUGGUUCGAUUACGAUAAAAUUUUGUGUACCUCUCGAGCACAAGGGAGAAUUGGUCAUCCCACUUUACGACCUGGAAGUAGGGUACGAAAUGCCACUGAACAGAUGGAUAAGAUAUUCGAUCGACCAACUCUGGAUGAAGGUUUUAGAGGGAUUUGCGUGAUUAGAUCGUUUGAGGCUUCUCUUGAGCUUGUAGAGAGGCUUUCACCUAGAAUUGGGAUACACAAGUUCCCUAGAACACCUCAUCUGAUAGAUCUUGGAGCUGCCACUUCGGACGAUAUCAUACAGUCUCAAGCGAACUCAGAUGCCACUGCAGACCCAGAUGACCUUGCAAGUGGCGGAAGGUAUACGGAGAAAGUGAUCAUUACAGAGAAAAUCGACGGAGCCAAUAUGGGUUUCUCUUUAUCGUCAGACCGAAGUAAAAUCAUCGUCCAGAAUAGAUCACAUUAUAUCAAUCCAACAUCUCAUGAACAGUUCAAGAGAUUAGGAAAUUGGUUGGAAAUACAUCAAGCCAAAUUACUAAGGCUACUAGGACAAGAUGAAUCCACCGACACCUUCUUGGAUAGACAAAGAUUACAAUCGCUUCUCACUCUCCACGAUUGUGAUAUACAUCUCGUACCCAUCAUGGAAGAAUUUGACCGGUCUCCGUCAGAUGAACAGCUGGAGGAGUUGGUUCAGCGUAAGUCGAAGUUCUGGGAAGGUAGAGUAGAAGGGAUAUAUGUGAAGUGGGAGUAUGGAGGAGUAGUCAGGAAAAGAGGGAAAGUAGUGAGAAGUGAUUUUAUAGCGGGAAACGAACAUUGGAUGAAGAGGAAGUUGGAAGUCAACGGGAUAGCUGUAGCAGGUUGUCAAUCGAGCUACACUUGA